Dentiscutata erythropus is the source of this 168-nucleotide messenger RNA. The record is from the annotation of a GenBank genome assembly. Lineage: Eukaryota; Fungi; Glomeromycota; Glomeromycetes; Diversisporales; Gigasporaceae.
CACCUUCAACCCUCCCAGCGAUUCUUCAAGAUGAACACACUUCCCGCAUCGUCAUUCGCACCAUGAAAGAAUGUACGUUCCAAGGUAAUCCAGGGUUGGUAAUUCAAUGGGAUGAUAAAGGAUUUAAUGAUGUACAAACUGCUCCUGGUUGUCGUAAUGGUGUUCCUG